Messenger RNA from Blastomyces gilchristii SLH14081, 5448 nucleotides. RefSeq names its product regulatory associated protein-mTOR. The transcript is spliced from 7 exons. Gene Ontology annotation, biological process: TOR signaling; cellular response to amino acid stimulus; regulation of autophagy. The record is from RefSeq and is a predicted model, not a curated record. The coding region runs from base 321 to 4568 and encodes 1415 amino acids. Gene Ontology annotation, cellular component: TORC1 complex; cytoplasm. NCBI's taxonomy places the organism in Eukaryota, Fungi, Ascomycota, Eurotiomycetes, Onygenales, Ajellomycetaceae. Gene Ontology annotation, molecular function: protein-macromolecule adaptor activity; protein binding.
CGUCGAGGAGACCAGAAGAUAUAGAACGCCAGACUUCCCAGGACAACGUAGGUUCUGUUUCUCCGAGGCAGAUCUACAAUAAAAUUUAAAUGUCAGAGGCUCAGGAUGUGCUCCUCUGCUAAUGUUCAUUCCUAUUAACGCUGUUUUGGCCUUUGACCAGACGUCCAUGGUUGUGAUUAUAUCCACCUUGGUGCAACCCCGUAUGCUUAAUAGCCGUUGCCAGUCGCAAUAAUACCUCUCUUUGUUUCAUCGAAUGCAAGCCGUUGCAACCAGCUUGAAGCCAUGAAUGGCUUCCUUUGAGGAAGGACCUCAACUUUGACAUGGAUCGAACUGCGCCAGUGCAGACGUCUCCCAAUAUGGCACAAGGUGUUGGCCCACAACCGCGUGGGCAAGGAAAGUCGGUCCGAGUCGCCUUCGGUCCACAGGUCGACGAGUAUAUACCUCCGUCAAACGAUGUACCAUCCCCUUCUACACUCAGCCACCCGCGGUCCAAGACAACCGUCAUCGAGGAGCUUCAAAGUAAUGGAAGGCCGGAUUCCUCGCAAGCUCCUUCCAGUAGCGCGGAUGGAAAUAAUGGGCCUGCAUCAGCCGUGGUAAAAAGAAACCUACGCCCGACACCCGCUCUCAUCCGGGCGAAGAGCGAACACUUCCCCAAGUUCGGUGUGGAGAAUGGGGCUCCGAAUAGUGACGAUGAGGAUUUCCAGUUAAGACACGGUUGGCAUGAAGAGUAUACUUCCAGUGAAUAUCUAAAGAUCCUCAAUUCCAGCUUUUAUAUGUAUUUCAAGGAGAAACGGCAUGAAACUAAUGGCAUACCGAAGGACCCAGCUGGUAGCUGGCCGAGCCAAGACUGGCGCAUGAGAGAUCGACUGAAAACUGUUUCCGCCGCGCUGGCCAUCUGCCUAAACAUUGGUGUCGACCCGCCAGAUGUAGUGAAGACCAACCCCACCGCGAAGCUGGAAUGCUGGGUGGACCCAACAUCUACUACAGGAGCACAAAACAAGGUGAUGGAACAAAUUGGGAAGAAGCUGCAAGAGCAAUAUGAAACCCUCAGUCUUCGUACACGCUAUAAGCAAUAUUUGGACCCUUCCGUCGAUGAGACGAAGAAAUUCUGCAUCUCUCUUCGCCGUAACGCGAAAGACGAGCGGGUGCUUUUUCAUUACAAUGGACAUGGUGUCCCUUUACCAACCAAAUCUGGGGAGCUUUGGGUAUUUAACAAGAAUUAUACCCAAUAUAUCCCGGUUUCAUUGUACGAUUUGCAGACUUGGCUUGCCGGGCCAAGCUUGUUCGUGUUCGACGUUUCUCAUGCGGGCAAUAUCGUCCAUAACUUUCAAACAUUCGUAGAGAAGCAUGAGAAAGAGAACGUCGAACUUCGUGAACGAGAUCCAAAUUCACCUAUUCAGAAUUAUGGCGACUGUAUUUUACUCGCCGCUUGCGAGAGAACCGAAACCCUUCCAACUAACCCCGACCUCCCUGCUGACCUUUUCACCUGUUGCUUAACAACUCCCAUCGAAAUUGCCUUGAGAUAUUUUAUUCUGCAGAAUCCUUUGCACACCAGCAUAUCCAUCGACGAAUUCAGAGUGCCUGGACGUCUCCAAGACCGAAGGAGCCCCCUUGGUGAAUUGAAUUGGAUAUUUACCGCAAUUACGGAUACGAUUGCUUGGAAUACCCUUCCUAGACCACUAUUCAAGAAACUUUUUAGACAGGAUCUCAUGGUUGCUGCCCUGUUUAGGAAUUUCCUACUCGCCGAACGGAUUAUGAGGGCUCAUGAAUGUCACCCAAUUUCCUCACCCAAGCUACCCGAAACUCACAUGCACCCUCUGUGGCAAAGCUGGGAUCUUGCCAUCGAGAUGGUCCUUGCUCAGCUCCCGGCUCUCAUUGAGCAUGAGGAAGGCAAGCGGCAUUAUGAUUAUCAGCACUCAUCAUUCUUCGCUGAACAACUCACUGCUUUCGAAGUUUACCUUUCAUCAGGCCCGACAGAGAAGACGCCUCCUGAUCAACUUCCAAUCGUGUUGCAAGUGUUGUUGAGCCAGGCUCAUCGCCUUCGUGCAUUGAUUUUGCUCAGCAAAUUUCUUGACCUAGGACCGUGGGCAGUUCAUCUAGCUCUGAGCAUCGGUAUAUUUCCAUAUGUAGUCAAACUUCUACAGAGUACCGCCCAAGAGCUUAAACCUGUCAUGGUUUUUAUUUGGGCUAGGAUCAUGGCUGUCGACCAUACUGUCCAGAAUGAUUUGCUCAAGGAUAAUGGAAUUCACUAUUUCAUCAACAUACUCAGCCCUUCGUCGCCCAUUCCUGUCGGUAAUGCUAGCGAACACCGUGCUAUGUGCGCAUUCAUUGUUGCAAUAUUUUGCAAAUACUACCCCCAAGGGCAAAAUGUUUGUCUUGCUCCCGAGCUUUUCGAAGCUUGUCUUACCCAUUUGAUGGAUGUCGAAAAUCCACUUCUGCGCCAAUGGUCGUGUCUCUGCUUAAGCAUGCUUUGGCUUGAUUUUCCCGAAGCAAAAUGGGUUGGUAUUCGAUGCUCUGCACCAUCGAGACUCUGCGAACUAACUCUGGACCCUGUCCCAGAGGUACGCGCUGCGAUGCUACACGCCUUAACCAGCUUUAUUGGAAUCCCUGAUUUGACCGAUCAAGUGGCUCAGGUUGAGGAAUAUUUGGCACUCAGUGUGAUGCCUAUGGGUUCUGAUGGAAGUGAGUUAGUAAGAAAGGAGCUUUUAGUGUUCUUGUCGACAUUUGUGAAACGAUAUCAGAACAAAUUCCUCGUCGCUGCAUAUGAACAGCUUCUUGAGGAACGUCACAUUCUUUUAUAUCAAAUGCCUGCCAACAAGCAUAUCCAAAUGCCACCAUUCCCGUACGAAAAUGGAGUGUCCUAUAACACGAUAUUUGGCUCAAUCUGGAAACUUGUCCUCAUGCUAUCGGUCGAUCCGCACCCCGAAAUCGCCCGGGAUGCUGACAUUAUUGUCGAUUAUAUUCAUAAAUCCCUGAUGGAGUCUCCAAUGCGAGCGUUAGCUCAAACUGCCAGAGAUGAAAUUCUGAAACUAUUCUCUCGUGUCCACGUCAAUAAAACUCGGCGCGUGGAACAGGCCGAUAUGAAGCGACCGCCCACUAUGCCACCAGCCCAGUCGAACAUAGCACCGAAGGCUGAAGGAUAUCUAUCUCUUAGUUUGAGAAGAACAGCUAGCGUAGCUACGUCCUUGAAAAAUCUAGCUUUUGGCUCAGGUACUACCAAUGAACGCCCUGGAUCGCCUGAUAGAUCAGCUUCAGUGAAACGUCGGAUCCCUAUCACCCCACGGGGUCGGGCGCCUGCUGAAUGGACUCGACCUCCUGAGGUUAAUGAUCAACCAGCCACAUCGGGGUCGUAUCGCCAAGCGCGUAUCCCGCUAUCCCGGGGCUUUCAGCCAAGAGAUAUGACAGCCAGUCCUACCAUUCCCCUGGAAAGCAAGUUUUUAGACUGGUCAACUGAGUACUUUCGCGAGCCCCAAAUGAAGCCCAAUGAAUCAGAUGAACCCGGCAGCGCGGAUUAUAAUGAACGUCUUUGGAGGCGAGGCCGAAAUGAGAAAAUCAUUACGGAUACUCAACCGCUAAAAGAACGGGCAGGAACUAACCGUUGGGACACCUCAUCUGCUCUUCUGAGCAAUCCGACUCAACCAACGAAAAUGUGUUUCCACCAAUUUGAGGAUCACAUUGCGGUAGCUGACGAUAGAGAUACUGUCUGUAUCUGGGAUUGGCAAAAUCAAUCACGUCUCAGCCGCUUCUCCAAUGGCAACCCAUUAGGGUCGAGAAUCAACGAAAUACGAUUCAUCAACGAAGACGACCAAGCUCUUUUAAUGACUGGCUCCUCAGACGGUGUUUUGAAAAUAUUCCGCAGAUAUGAAUCCGGCUCAGACGUUGAGAUUGUAACAGCCUUCCGUGCCCUCCCUGACUUGAUCCCUAGCAACAAAAAUGCGGGUUUGGUUUUCGACUGGCAACAGGGGCAAGGGAAAGCACUUGUUGCCGGCGACACAAAAGUCAUUCGCGUCUGGAACGCCGCCACUGAAGUUUGCACUAACGAUAUAUCUGCACGCUCGGGUUCUUGUAUAACCUCCUUGACAUCCGACCAGGUUGCUGGAAAUAUUUUCAUCGCCGGAUUUGGUGACGGUGCCGUGCGAGUAUUUGACCAACGCCUGAAACCCACAACGGCUAUGGUUAAAGUGUGGCGAGAACACAAACAAUGGAUCACGAAUAUCCAUAUGCAACGCGGAGGAGUUAGGGAGCUGAUUUCUGGUAGCCGAAAUGGCGAGGUCCGUCUUUGGGACUUACGAAUGGAUACGUCAAUAGACAUGAUCCAGGCCACUAGGGACACCCUGCGGACCUUAGCCGUGCAUGAACAUGCACCUGUUUUCAAUAUUGGCACCAACCGCCAUGAAGUUAAAACCUUCAAUACCGAUGGCACCUACCUCUCUACCUAUGAGCCUCACGUUAGUUUUCUACACUCCAACCGAUCCUCGCCAAUCAUAAGCACAGCCUUCCACCCACACAGGACAAUCCUUGCUUGUGCGGCUCUCAGCGAUAACCAUAUCAAUCUUGUUUCAUGCUAAAGCAACCAUUUGGCUGUCCAUCGAGUCGAGACUUUUAAUCACGUUCUAUUUUUUUCUUCCUCUUCUUCUCCUCAUGGCCUAGGUGUUCCACCCCGCAUUACUUCACUAAUAUUACUCUAUAUUGCAAAUAAAUGGGUUUUCCUUCUUCUUUCUUAUCACAUGUUUCUGAGUAAAAUAAUCCCCUUUUAUUAUUACCAGGCGCCACGAAGCGAGGGGGGUGUGGGGUACUGAAUUGCGUUAUAUUAAUGGCAUACAGUUGUAUUUCCUCCAUUUCAACCAGCGAUUCGUUUCAUUUUCCAUUUUUCUCCGCAGUAUGCUACCUUUUACAAGGGAUACUUAAUUCCCCAUCGUCAUUGACACUGUUCUCUUUUCCCUUCCUUUCGUCUUCUUCUCCUUGUUCAUGACACAUUGCUAAAUUUGUACACGCUUGCUUGUUCUCCGUCUCUCUCUGAUCCCAUUCCCUACUGUUAAAAUAUUCCAUUUCCAUGGAUGGUCCAGUGAAUUUAUUUUUAUUAUUAUUAUUAAUUUUCAUGUUUUGUGAAGGUAUCUGUACAGACAGAGCUGGCUGCAGAUAUGAUUCAAUUUUAAUUGAAAUUCCAGUUCUUCCCUCACAUCACACAGUAUGUACACAUCACAACGCCGCCAUCAACGUUCACUCUUAAUAUUGGGCUUACAUUCUCAACUUGUCCCGUAUUAUAAAAUAAUACGAAACAAAAUAUGUCAGAAACCCCAGUAGGAGAAAGAAGGUCAUGCCAUACACUCGAUCUCUGAAGACGAAUUUCAAAAGUGAAUUUCCCCAGUUCAAUCCAUCACCGAGCUCGUCUAAGGGUCGCUGAAUGCUCUCUGCCCAUCAUGACAUCGAGGUCGAAUCUUUAGUUCC